Rhineura floridana is the source of this 2455-nucleotide messenger RNA. It is a transcript of the gene ATP1B4, whose product is annotated as ATPase Na+/K+ transporting family member beta 4. Gene Ontology annotation, biological process: sodium ion transport; regulation of DNA-templated transcription; potassium ion transport. The transcript has 9 exons. The coding region runs from base 320 to 1294 and encodes 324 amino acids. NCBI's taxonomy places the organism in Eukaryota, Metazoa, Chordata, Lepidosauria, Squamata, Rhineuridae. The record is from RefSeq and is a predicted model, not a curated record. Gene Ontology annotation, cellular component: sodium:potassium-exchanging ATPase complex; nuclear inner membrane.
CCGGUUUUUUUAUCAUGCUCUAUAAACCGGAGAUCCUCAGCCUCCCAAGGCAGCGACAACAGUGAUUUCCUUCCCAGAAAGAUUCUUGGUUUCCUCCCCCCCCCCCGGGAUUACUUGUGCAAUAGACUGCUUUUUACGUUUGAAUGGCUUUUGGUGGAAGAGGGCUUUAAUUCUUGUCUGGAAUCCUAUUGCAUGAUCUCAGUUGCCUGAUGAAAGCAAUCGACUUAUUGGUCUCCUGCCUACACGCUCCUUCUUCUUUGCAACGUCGAAAAAGUGACACUUACCACCUGGCGGUAGUGACGAAGCCCCGAAAAGAGCCAUGGAAGUGAAUGCCACCUCUGGAGGUGCCAAGGUUCACCCGCUGAACUAUCACCAGAACCUGGAAAAUAAGGAUGAAGAGAGAGCUCAGCAGCACGAAGGCGACGAGGAGGGAAAGAAAGGGGAAGAAAUGGCCAAGAAAACCUGGGGUGAUUUAGCCAAGGAGCUGAAAAUCUUCCUUUGGAAUCCAGAGACAAGGCAGUGCAUGGGCAGGACGGCUCAGAGCUGGGGCCUGAUACUAUUAUUUUACCUCGUUUUGUACAUUUUCCUGGCUGGCAUGUUUGUAUUUUGUAUGUAUAUAAUGUUGCUGACCCUGAGCCCCUACACACCGACGUACAGGGACAGAGUGGCUCCACCAGGACUUAUGAUUAGACCAUACAUUAGACACACUUUCAGCAUUGCCUUCAACAUCACAGAGCCCAGUUCCUGGAUACCUUAUGUCGACAACAUGAAUGAGUUGUUACAAGCUUACAAUGACAAAGUUCAAGAAUCCAGCAAUGUUCCAUGCAACGCAGGCCAGUAUUAUAUUCAAGAGGGUGAAGAAAGUGGCAUAAAAAAAGCUUGCCAAUUCAAGCGAUCCACGUUAAAGGCUUGCUCCGGGAUAGACGAUAAAACAUUUGGCUAUUCUUCAGGACAACCUUGCAUCUUGCUAAAGAUGAACCGAAUUAUAGGUUACCGGCCUGGGUAUGGGACUCCAGUGACUGUGAGCUGCAAAGUGCAGAAAGGUGAUGCAACAGCUCUCCACACAGUGGAUUUCUAUCCAACCUCAACAUUUGAUCCCAUGUACUUCCCUUACUAUGGAAAGCACACGCACGUCAACUAUACCCAACCGCUGGUGGCUGUACAUUUUUUGAAUGUGAUAAAGAACCAAGCCAUACCCAUUCAGUGCCAACUGAACGGCAAGGGCAUCAUCAAUGACUACAACAAUGACCGGUUUCUGGGGCGAAUUGUUUUCAUGCUGAACAUAGGAGAAUAGUCCAGAGAAACAUUUGCUAUCACUCCUCCUAGGGCACGCAAAUCUUUUUCACCAUGGGAGGGAGAAAAGGGCCAUUCACAUCACACACCAGGAAAAUUUAAACCUGUUUUGGGGUACUAUGUUGGUCAAACAAAAAGAAAGGAAGGUAGCUCAGAUAGAAAUAUAGACAUAUGUGACUGCAUCAGCAAAACGUAAAAUGUUUUAAAAUGUUCAUCCUACAAGCUAACCACCACACAAGUCAUGUAAGGUAACUUUCUUCUUCUUUUUUAAGUGUAAACACACAAGGUAUUUCUAUUAGAUUUUUCACUGGCGCAUCAACAAGAAUGGCAUUUGGUAGCAAGCUGGCAGUUUCGGCCACUGAAUCCAAGGUCAGGAGGAACCAUUUAUAUUUUUUCUCCACCCACCCCCGGCAGAUGGGAACCAGCUGCUCAUCAACAAACAGCCCAACGUAAUGUGUUGUGUAUACACUUGGGAAAAGGAUGGCGAUGCCAUAAAAGCUAGGAAAUCUCUCUGCAAUGUUAUUGUCUUUGAGAUUAUUUUAAAAGCACCUGACCCAAGACUCGCUGCUCUAAAAAAUGUUCCACGCCCACACCUUGUCAGGGCAGGCAGUUCACAGAGACACCACUUCAGAAGUUAUGAAGCCCUUGCUAGCCAUAAACAUCGACAUCAAUGACAUUAACAAGGCCAUUGGUUUAUCUGUUGAGACCCACCGGCUUUGAUCUCGAAGAGUGCAAAUAUGACAUGCUGGUUCCCUAUUGCUUUCCAAGCUCCAUUUCAAAGUGGUGGCAAUGACCUCUAAACAGACCUGGCCCCACCAGUUCCAAGAGAUCAUUUCCACCUCCAAUGUUUCCCUAAAGAGGGAGUGUUCUCUUUUCGGUUACCACCUAUGUACACGGUGUGCACAGGGAUGUAUACAUAGAGAGGCAUUCUCUCCGUCUGCCCCCACCCUGGUGGCCGUUUUGUAGCCCAUGCCAGGAUACCUUCUGGAAAUGUUGCAAUUUUUAUUCACGUUGGCAGUGGGCAGCCAGGGCGAGGGCAAGACAGAAGUUUAAUCAGUGUAACUGGGAGUUUUGUUAUGAAUGUAUUUUCACUUGACCCCAUGCUCUUUGGACAGGGUGGAUGAUAAAUCAAAAUGAAUUAGUAAAAAAUCUUCACAAUGUG